This is a messenger RNA of Juglans microcarpa x Juglans regia, 2098 nucleotides long. Its product is annotated as beta-amylase 3, chloroplastic-like. Gene Ontology annotation, molecular function: beta-amylase activity. Gene Ontology annotation, biological process: polysaccharide catabolic process. NCBI's taxonomy places the organism in Eukaryota, Viridiplantae, Streptophyta, Magnoliopsida, Fagales, Juglandaceae. The transcript is spliced from 4 exons. The record is from RefSeq and is a predicted model, not a curated record. The coding region runs from base 81 to 1739 and encodes 552 amino acids.
CCCUCACCUCUCUCUUUUUCCUCUCCAAUAUUUUGAGCUUAAUUUCUCAAAACACAAACAAAGAAAGGAAUAAAAAAACAAUGAGUUCAACGCUACGUUGCUCACCUUCUUUUAUUAAUCUUAAAGACAGAACCAAAAGCCUCAAAACUCCCGGCGCACUUUGCUUUGCUCAAACCAAGCCGUCAUACCGUAUCCGAGUGAUCAGAAACUCAGCGCAGGAAGCACAGCUCUCAUUCUCGAAGUCGAAGGCCUCGAUGUUGGAAGGGUACCGAAGAAGUACUGAGAAGCCCGAGCAGCUUCAUGCACUCUCGGGUGGGCAUUCCAACCUGGAAAAUGAUGCAAGGGUCCCUGUGUUUGUGAUGCUGCCGCUCGAUACAGUAACGCAGCGAGGGAACCUGAACAGGCCUCGAGCAAUGAAUGCUAGCUUGAUGGCCCUGAAGAGUGCAGGAGUGGAAGGAGUUAUGGUGGAUGCAUGGUGGGGAUUGGUGGAGAAAGAUGGACCUCUGAGGUACAACUGGGAAGGGUAUGCUGAGCUCGUACAGAUGGUUCAGAAUCAUGGCUUGAAGCUCCAAGUUGUUAUGUCCUUUCAUCAGUGUGGAGGAAAUGUUGGAGACUCUUGCAGCAUUCCUCUACCUCCAUGGGCGCUGGAAGAAAUCAGCAAGAACCCUGAGCUUGUGUACACAGACAGAUCAGGCAGGAGGAAUCCUGAGUACAUAUCCUUGGGGUGUGAUUCACUACCUGUUCUUAGAGGAAGAACACCCAUUCAGGUCUACAGCGACUAUAUGAGGAGUUUCCGUGACAGAUUCAGAGAUUUCUUAGGCGACGUUAUUGUGGAAAUUCAAGUGGGGAUGGGUCCUUGUGGGGAGCUCAGAUAUCCAUCUUAUCCAGAGAGCAAUGGAACUUGGAGGUUUCCUGGAAUUGGAGAAUUUCAAUGCUAUGACAAGUAUAUGAGAACUUCCCUGCAAGCAGCAGCAGAGGCAAUAGGGAAGAGAGACUGGGGAACAAGUGGACCCCAUGAUUGUGGCCAGUAUAAACAAUUUCCUGAGGAUACUGGAUUUUUCCGUAGGGAUGGAGCAUGGAGCAGCGAGUAUGCACAGUUCUUUCUCGAGUGGUAUUCAGGAAAGCUAUUAGAGCAUGGUGAUAGAAUCCUUCUUGCUGCAAGAGGAAUAUUUCAAGGAUCUGAAGCAAAACUUUCUGCAAAAGUAGCUGGAAUCCACUGGCAUUAUAGAACAAGGUCACAUGCUCCUGAACUAACUGCUGGAUACUAUAAUACUAGACAUAGAGAUGGUUACCUUCCAAUAGCACGAAUUAUGGGCAAACAUGGAGUUGUAUUUAACUUCACUUGCAUGGAAAUGAAGGAUGGAGAACAGGCCGGCAAUGCAGAAAGUUCACCAGAAGGAUUAGUUCGGCAAGUAAAGAUGGCAACUAGGAGUGCUAGGACAGAACUUGCUGGGGAGAAUGCUCUAGAGAGGUAUGAUGCAAGUGCAUAUGGACAAGUUUUGGAGACAAGUAGGUCGAACUCUGGGAAUGGAUUGUGCGCAUUCACAUUUUUAAGAAUGAAUAAGAAGUUGUUUGAAGGGGAGAAUUGGAGGCACCUAGUUCACUUCAUAAAAUGCAUGUCAGAAGGUGGUCGUGACACUAAGCUUUUAGAGCGUGGCUCCAGUGGGAGUAACCUUUACGUUGGAUUCAUCAAAAAGAUCAAGACUGUGAAGGAUGUUAUAGAGAUUGUUCUUGUUUAAAGAGCAUAUAUAUGUGUGUUUUCAUUUAUAACAAUCCACAGGUUAGUGUACUAUAGUACUGUAGAGAAAAAAGAAAAACAGACGGGAUCUGAGAAGGUUGAAGGGAUCUGCAAUACGCUAAUGUUGGAAAAUUUUGGGGGGCCAACAUUUUUUCAAGGCAGUCAUGAAUUGUACUUCUCGUGGCUAUAGCCUACAUGAAUAUGGUCUAAGCUGUUUAGAUUGUGCAUACAGUACCUCUGGAAUCAUGUAACUAGCUAGCUGCAUACAUAUAUAUGCUGUUUGUAUAUAUACCUCAUAUGCACUUAGGCAAUGCCUAUUUACUUAUAUUAAUAAAUUAUUAUUUUACUUGAAAAUAAAAA